UAUUUUGUGCAUAUACAAGCAAACACAUAUAUGUAAGUUUUUAAGUGAAUAGAGCUCCCUUUUUUAUGCAAAUGAAAGCAUAGUAUACACAUCAUGCUGUACCUUGCUAUUACACUAACUGUAUUUUGGAGAUUGUUCAGUAGCAGUCUGUAGAGAACUUUGUCAUUUUUGUAACUGCUAUAUAGUUUUUCAUGGAAUGAUGCAUUUUCAUAGUAUGUUCAUGGAUAUUUUCAUUUCCAUUAUUAUAAAGAAUAUUGCAAGGAAUGAUAGGUUAGAGGAUAUAUAGUACUGAGGAUUCUAUUCAUAACUGUUGAAUUGCUGCUUUAAAGGGAAUAUACAAGUAUGAUUUUAGUAGUAUCCUCAUUUGCCCCCCAUAGAUGUUGUGCCAAUUUAUAUUCCUACCACAAGUGUAUUGAGAGCACCUAUUUCCCUACAAUCUCAAUAAAACUAGUGUGUUAUCAAACUUUUGGGUCUUUCUUAAUCUGUUAGGUGAAAAAUGAUACUGUAGUGUACUUUUAAAAAUAAACUUUAAUUUUUAAACAAUUUUAGUUACAGAAAGGUUGCAUAGUACAAAGUUCCACAUAUCUGCAACUCAGUUUCCCUUGCAUAACUCUGAUACAUUUGUCACAGCUAAUGAACCUGUUAUUAACUAAAGAGCAUAGUUUGUUCACAUUUCCUUAGUUUUUACCUCAUGUCUUUUUUUCUGUUCCAGGAUCCCAUCCAAGAUACUGCAUUACUUUAGAGUCAUCAUGACUCCUUUGAUUCCUUUUGGCUAUACAGAUUCUCUUAUUUUUGAUGACCUUGCUAGUUUUAAGGAGUACUGGUAGUCAGUGUACUUUAAAAUUUGUGAAAUUGGACAUCUUUUUAUACACUUAAAGACAUUUGCAUUUCCAUUUCUGGGAAGUAAGAGCCCAUGCUUUUAACCACUAUACUAUACCUCUUUCUUGAUUCACCAUAAUUAUCAAUAAAACAUUUGUGGGUCUGAAUACACACAGACUUCUGAUUUUGAGUGGAAAAAACUCCCAAGUAUCUGUUAUAGAUAGAGGAGAACCAUUAGUACAGGUGAUAUAUAGUCAGACUCAUGUCUGAUGACUCUGGCUACAACGUGAAGAAUGAAGCAGAGGCUCGACUGUAAAUGGUAGAUAGGCUGGAUAAAUCCUUGAAAGAAAAGCAGUGUUGAUGAGAAGUUUAAGGGAAAUACAGAAAAUCCAGGAAUUAGUGGUAAUGGAUGAGAGAAUCAAGAAGUCAAAGGUGACUCAGCUUUAUGAGCUGGAUAUUUUGCGUCUUCUCUUGAACCUAGAUGAGAAAUUCAAGAUAAAUAUUUGGACAAUGUUCAGCAUACCUGUCACUCGAGACCUACUUUCUCUUUCUGUUGCUGUAGCUCUGUGCUACUACAAUUCCCAGAGCCCCAUGCUUCGUCACAAUCCCCUUAGAGUCUGCCGCGCGGAGUUCUGGGAGUUGAGGUCCGCGGCCUGUUUACCGAAGUUACAGAUAGUGGCCUGUGGAAACAUGAAGAGGGUCAACAGCUGUGUGAAGAGUGAUGAGCAUGUCCUGGAGGAGCUGGAAACAGAAGGGGAGAGACAGCUGAAAAGCCUCCUUCAGCAUCAACUUGAUACUUCUGUCUCUAUUGAAGAAUGUAUGUCUAAGAAAGAGAGCUUUGCUCCUGGUACUAUGUACAAACCCUUUGGGAAGGAAGCAGCUGGGACUAUGACUUUGUCCCAGUUCCAGACACUACAUGAGAAGGACCAGGAAACUGCUUCUCUCAGGGAAUUAGGGCUUAAUGAAACAGAAAUCUUGAUCUGGAAGAGCCAUGUUACAGGUGAAAAGAAAACGAGACUGAGGGCAACUCCUGAAGCAAUACAGAACCGUCUUCAAGAUAUUGAAGAAAGGAUCUCGGAGCGUCAGCGCAUUCUUUGCCUGCCACAGAGAUUUGCAAAGAGCAAACAGCUGACCCGGCGAGAAAUGGAAAUAGAAAAGUCUUUAUUUCAGGGAGCUGAUCGUCACUCCUUCCUUAAGGCUCUUUAUUACCAAGCAUACCACAAAAAGACAAGUGCAGACAAGUACAUGACCUCAAUGAAGAGGAAGAUAAAAUUAGGCACAAAAGAUGAACCCCAAAAGAAGAACAAAGGUGAUCCCAUGAACAACCUGGAAAGUUUUUAUCAAGAGAUGAUAAUGAAAAAACGUCUUGAAGAGUUCCAACUUAUGAGAGGUGAACCCUUUGCUUCCCACUCACUGGUCUCAGCUCCAUCAGUGGGUGAUAGUGGCACAGCUGAGAACCCAUCAUUACUCGAGGACAAGGGAAAACAGGCAGCACAGGGUAAAGGUCCCAGUCUCCAUGUGGCAAAAGUUAUUGAUUUUUCACCUGAGCAGUGUUGGACUGGGCCUAAGAAGCUGACGCAGCCAAUAGAAUUUGUCCCAGAAGAUGAAAUCCAGAGAAAUCGUUUGUCAGAGGAAGAGAUCCGAAAAAUUCCUAUGUUUUCUUCAUAUAAUCCAGGGGAACCAAACAAGGUGUUAUACCUGAAGAAUCUUAGCCCUCGGGUGACUGAAAGAGAUCUUGUGUCAUUGUUCGCUCGGUUCCAGGAGAAAAAAGGACCUCCAAUUCAAUUCCGAAUGAUGACUGGACGAAUGAGGGGCCAGGCUUUCAUCACCUUUCCCAAUGAGGAGAUAGCAUGGCAAGCAUUGCAUCUAGUAAAUGGAUAUAAACUACGUGGGAAAAUACUGGUGAUAGAGUUUGGAAAGAACAAAAAGCAACGGUCAAAUCUCCAAGCUACUUCUCUCGUAUCAUGUGCUACAGGUAGCACUACAGAAAUAAGUGGUAGCUAGAAUAGAUAUAGAUUGUGGGUCUUGGAUGGUCUUUCUUGUGCUGGAAUCUUGGAUCUAGGAUUUAUGUAUAGACAUCAGCUUGUUUGGAGUUGAAGAGGAAAAACUAACUGAGGGAGGGGAAAAAAGUAAUUCAGGAAACCCCUUUCAACUUUUGGAAAGAACUAGUAGAAAACAUUUUCUAUUAUAUAAUCGAAAACUAUAUGGGACAGAUGAUAUGCUGAGUAUUAACGGUAGAGUGCUAAGAGUAUUAUUUUCUCAGGAUAAUUACAAGGGAUUAUUCCUAAGGAUUUUUUAAAAUCUUUAUAAUUUUUCUGGGGUCCUCAAUAUUUGUCCCUAGGGAUAACAUUCUUUCUUAGACUGCUUCCUAUAUACAGAAAUAAAAAACUAAUUGAAUGUUGAAAUAUUUCUUUACUAGAGCCCAUUUGUCCAUAUUUCAUCCACCUAGUAAAUAAAAGAGCAGGACCCCAGGCCUAAGCUUCAACAAAUGCUAUUAAGUCAGAACUCUCAUCAGUAAUAGUAGGUAGUUUCAUAAGUCAGUUGACAUAUUUAAUGAAUGCUUCCUCCACAAGUUACCAGUCUUCAAAAAGCUAUAUAUUUUUCUAGUGAAAUCUUUUAGAUCAAAAUGUUGGUGUUCUCAUAGCCAUUUAAGCUAGCAACCAUUGAUUAAUCAUUGAAUUCAAAGCAAUAAACAUUGAUUAAGUGUCUAAUAUAUGUUAAAUAUUAGGCAUAUGAAUUUUAGAAGAGGAACAUACUAGCAAAGAAUACCAAAGGGAAGUGGGAAGAAAGAGUCCUCUAGAUAGAUGCCAUUCACAAAUCCCCCAGUUGUUUUUUAUGGUUUCUGGAAAAUAAAAAGAUAAUAUAUAUAGAGGAAGUAGUACAAACUGGAGUCAGACCUGUACAGCCACUCUUAACAUUCAGUGACCUUGGCAAGUCACUUAAUUUGAGCCUCGCUUUCUUCAUCUGUAAAGUGAGGAUAGUAAUGCUACUUACCUCAUUGGGUUGUGAAGAUGAACUGAGAUAUUAUCCAGACUGAAGAACAGAAAGAAAAAAAUGAAUAAAAUUGAGCAAGAGUAUAGAACCUGUGUGACACCAUUAAGCAUUCCUACAUAUUUGUAAUGGGAGUACAGGAAAAAAGGAAGAGAAAAGAAGGAGCAGAAAAAUAUUCUAAGGAAUAAUGGCUAUAAAUACCCCCAAUUUGAUGAGAGACAUUAACCUAUACAUCCCAGAAGAAAAAAGAAAUUACAAACAGAUACAUCAUAAGAAAAAUGCGAAAACCCAAAAAUAAAAUCUUGACAGCAAUACGAGAAAAAUGAGCCAUCACUUACCAAGGAACUCAAAUAAAAUUAACAAUUGACAUCUCCUCAGAAACAGUGGCAGUGGCAGUGGAAUAACACAUUCAAAGCGUUCAAAGAAAAUAACUGUCAACCAAUAAUCCUAUAUACAUUAAAAUUAUUUUUCAAAAAUGAAGGUGAAAUAAAACAUCUCACAUAAUCAAAAACUAAGAGAGUUUGUUGCUGGCAGACUUGACUUACUGGAAAUACAAAAGGAAGUUCUUCGGGCUGAAAGCAAGUGACCUCAGACAGCAAUCUGAAUCUACGCACAUGCAGCAAAAGAGCACAGGCAAAAAUAAUUAUGUAAUUAUCAGAAACAAUCUAUGCAUUUUUUUUCUCUUAACUAAUGUAAAAAGCAAUUAUAUAAAACAAUAUGUAUAUAGUUGCAUUGUUUGGCCUAUAACAUAUAAAAUAUAUAUUUGCGAAUAACAGGGCAAAGAAGCUGAGUAGAAGCAAAACUUGUUGUACUAAAGAGCUGAUUCCAGAUGGUAACACAAAUCAAUAGGAACAAAUGGAGAGAACGUGAAAUAGGAAAUAAGUUUAAUAUAAAAAAAUCUAUAAACAUUCUUCUCUCAGCUUGUUUUAAAGAUGUAAAAUUAUAUUAAGUAAUUAUAAUAAUGUGUGUUAGGUUUAUAAUGUAUAGAAAUAACAUGUAUAACAAUAAUACCACAAAGAGGGAGUGGGUUUAUAUAGGAAUAGGAUUGUUACUUUGGAAUUAAGUUAGUAUUUAUCUGAAUCCUGUUAGUUUAGUUAAGAUGUGUAUGGUAAGCCCUAGAGCAACCACUAAGGUAAUAUAUUUAAAAAAAUAAAAAAUAUUAUUAACCAAAUGUAAAUAUCACACUAUGAAAUACUCAAUGCAAAAGAAGGAAUGGAGAAGCAAAAAGCUUGAGGCACAUUGAAAACAAACAGUAAAAUGGCAGUCGUAAAUCUUCAUAUAUCAAAAUAACAGUAAAUAUGCAUGGAUUCAGCAAUUUAUCAAAAGGCAGAGAUUGUCAGAACAAGUCUGAUUCUACUUCAUGCCAUCUAUCAGAGACACACUUUAGAUUAGAAGAUAGAAAGAGAUUAAAGGUAAAAGGCUGGAAAGCAAAUACACCACACAAAGCCAUAAGAAAGCUAGAGUGGCUAUUCUAAUACCAGACAAAAUAGACUUAAAAAGAUGUUAUUAGAGAUAAAGAGUAAAAUUUUUAUAUGAUAAAAGGGUCAAUCCAUCAGUGAGAUGUAACAACCAUAAAUAUUUAUGCGCCUAACAGCAGAUCCCAAAAUACAUGAAGCAAACACUGAAAGAAAGGAGGAAAUAGAUAAGUCCAUAAAAAGAGUUGGAAUAUUCAAUACCCCUUUUUCAAUAAUAGAGCACCUAGACAGAAGAUAAACUAGGAAAUAGAAAACUUGAACAACAUUAUAAGGCAAAUUGACCUAAAAGACAUCUGUAGAACUUUCCACCCAACAUCAGAAUAUAUAUGAAACAUAGGUAUAAUACAUCAACAUCAGAAUGCAUAUGAAACAUCUCCAAAGUAGGCCAUAAGUUUAAGCAUAAAACAAGCCUUAAUAAAUAUAAGUGGACUGAAAUCGUGUAAAACAUGUUCUCUGACCACAUGGGAUGAAGUUAGAAAACAAUAACAGAAAGUUGGGAAAUUCACAAAUAUGUGGAAAUCAGACACACUUGUAAGUGACUGGCUGCAUGCAGUAGCUCAUGCCUGGAAUCUCAGCACUUUGCCAGGCUGAAGUGGGAGGAUCCCUUGGAUCCCUUCAGGCCAGGAAUUGAGGACCAGCCUGGGCAACACAGCAAGACCCUGUUUCUAAAAAACAAAAGAACAACAACAACAAAAAAUGACCAAUGCAUCAAAGAAAAAAAUCAUAAAGGAAAUUACAAAAUUCUUUGAGAUGAAUGAUAAUGAAGACACAACAAACCGAAACUUACAAGAUGCAGCUUAAGUGAUGUUUGCAGUGUAAUUUAUAGUUAUAAAUGCCUAUACUUAAGAAGAAAGAUCAUAACACUAAUCUCACUUUACACCUUAAGACCCUGGAAAAAGAAGAGCAAACUAAACCUAGAGCCAGGAGAAAGAAGGAAAUACAAAAGAUUAGAUGAGAACAAGUGAAAUAGAGUAAAAAAAAAAGUAGAGAAAAAUCAGUGAAACCUAAAGUUGAUUCUGUGAAAAGAUCAAUAAAACUGACACACCUUCUGCUAGAUUGACCAGGAAAAAAGGAGAAUCAAAUUACUGAAAUCAGAAAUAAAGGAGGGAACGUUUCUACUGACCUUGUAGAAAUAAAAAAGAUUAUGAAAGCAUAUUAUGAAUAAUUUUAUGUCAAUAAAUUAUCCUAGAUGAGGUGAACAAAUUCCUAGGAAGAUACAAACUACCGAAACCAAUAUAGAAAUAGAAAAUUUGAAUAAACCCGUAUCAAGUAAAUAGGUUAAAUGAGUAUUUUAAAAGAUACCCAUAAAGAAGACCCCAGGCUCAAAUGGCUUCUUAAAUGAAUUCUAAAAAAGUUUUCAUGAAAAAUAAUACAAGUUCUUCACAAACUCUCAAAAAGUAGAAGAGCAGGGAACACUUCUGGAAGAACUCAGAAUAUGCCCAGUGCAAGAAGACAGUCACAAAAGACUACAUAUUAUAUGAUACUAUUUCUAUGAAGUAUCCAGAAUUGGCAAAUAUAUAGAGAUAGAAAGUGGAUUAGUGGUUGCUUAGGGCUGACACAGAGCUUGGGGGAAUGGGAAGGGCUGGGGGUAAUAGCUGAAGUGUAUGAAGUUUCUUUAGAGGUUGAUGAAAAUGUUCUAAAAUUGAUUGUGGUGAUUUCACAACUCUGAAUAUACUAAAAACCAGGAAUUGUGCAAUUUAAAUGGGUGAAUUGUGUGGUGUAUUAAUUAUAUCUCAAUAAAACUCUCAAAAGUAGGGAUGUCCAUUGGUAGGAAAAUGGGUAAAUGACUUACAACACAUCUAUUUAGUACAAUACUAUGCAGCUAUUAAAAUAGUGAAGUGUAUCUAUGAAUAUAUUAUGACCUGUACUCAUGUCCAAGGUUGUGUUUUAAGUUAAAAAACAAGAUGCAGAAAUA
Messenger RNA from Sapajus apella (tufted capuchin), 7200 nucleotides. It is a transcript of the gene RBM41, whose product is annotated as RNA binding motif protein 41. Gene Ontology annotation, cellular component: U12-type spliceosomal complex. The coding region runs from base 1180 to 2823 and encodes 547 amino acids. Gene Ontology annotation, biological process: mRNA splicing, via spliceosome. The record is from RefSeq and is a predicted model, not a curated record. The transcript has 8 exons. NCBI's taxonomy places the organism in Eukaryota, Metazoa, Chordata, Mammalia, Primates, Cebidae. Gene Ontology annotation, molecular function: pre-mRNA intronic binding; U12 snRNA binding.